AUGACGACCAAAAAUGGCAUCAAGUUCAAGGACUGUACGUCGGACACUUGUCCCAUCUCUGCCUCCGUCUACGGGUACAACCCCUCCAUAGCCGCGAACGGAAUCUUCUGCGCCCUCUUCGCCAUCUCCUUCUUCCUCCACAUUUUCCAAGGCGUCAAGUGGAAGUCGUGGUCGUUCUUGAUCUCAAUGGCGAUCGGCGUCUUUGGAGAAGCAGUUGGAUACGGGGGCAGGAUCAUGAUGCAUAACGAUGUCUUCAACGGGACGGCGUUCAAGAUCCAGAUUAUCUGCUUGACGGUGGCGCCGGCGUUCUUGUCGGCGGGGAUAUAUUUGACGCUUAAGCAUACGGUGAUCGUCUUCGGCGCCAGCUUCUCUCGCAUCCAGCCAAGGUGGUACACAUGGAUAUUCAUCGGCUGCGACAUCUUUUCCAUCUUGAUCCAAGCCCUGGGCGCUGGCAUCGCUGCCGCAGGCUCGCACCCCCAAACGGGCAACAGCAUCAUGAUCUUCGGAUUGUCGCUUCAAGUCUUCACCCUCUCCCUCUUCGGGCUUCUGGCAUCCGAAUACGCCUUCCGGGUCUACAAAUUCCGCCACCAAUUAAACAGCGCAAGUGCGCAGCUGCGACGUUCAAAGUACUUCAAAGGGUUGAUCAUUGCCAUCGCCGUGAGCUACACGACCAUCUUGAUUCGGUGCAUCUACAGGGUUGCUGAAAUGGCUGGCGGAUGGCGCAACUCGUUGAUGCAGGAUCAGGCGCUAUUCAUCGUCUUGGAUGCCGUCAUGUGUGUCAUCGCUGUACUGGUACUGAAUAUUUUCCAUCCUGGCUUCCUGUUCCAAGAGGCUAGUGCUGUAUCGAAGGGGGAGUCGACCACUGCUGGCUCCAUGGAAUUAACUUCACAAGGCUGAAGGUGUACAAUCAUGCAAUACAGUGGGGUUCAUAUUGCUGCAAUAGCGCAGCCAUCCUGCCGGGCUCGCCCUAGUAGACGAUGUGGUAUGAGGGCGAAUGGUGGGCGGCUGCGUCGAGCAGAGAAGAAAAUAUCCCUGGAUGUCCAACUAAGAUUGAGAAGCCCUGGCAAUUUCAAAUAGCGUUUCUUCCAAGUGGCUAGAAGGUGUCGGACAGAUUCCUUUCUCUCGACCUAACUCCAACAUA
Messenger RNA from Mytilinidion resinicola, 1141 nucleotides. Its product is annotated as sphingoid long-chain base transporter RSB1. Bases 1 to 897 code for a protein of 298 amino acids. Lineage: Eukaryota; Fungi; Ascomycota; Dothideomycetes; Mytilinidiales; Mytilinidiaceae. Gene Ontology annotation, cellular component: fungal-type vacuole; plasma membrane. The transcript has 4 exons. The record is from RefSeq and is a predicted model, not a curated record.